GCAGUUGACAGCGUCGGUUCGUGGAUCAGCGAUCAGCGAUCGUGGAUCGAGAUUUUUUUGGCCCGCCGCGCUCGCCAAGGUUAAUUAGCCCAGAUCCGAGAUCCGAGAUCCGAGAUCGAGUUCGAGAUUACAGAGCGACAGAGAGCGAAGAUCACCAUCUAGUGAUGUCGUUUUUUCGCAAUAUACGCUCCUCCCUCUCCUCGUCAUCGCGGGCCAAGAGUUCCCGCUCCUCAUCCCGCGACACGACACCGGUACGCGCGGCAUCCCGUCCGGGCAGCGUGAUCAGCGGUGUGGGCUCCGUGGGAGUCACCAGUCGCCGGGACUCCACUACCAGCUCGACUCUGCAGCGCGGGGAUACCUUUAUAAUGCCCAAUUCGGAGGAGGAGGCGGGUCCUGCAUCGAACACCUCCACUCUGGAGAAGAAGUCGAAGAAGUCCAAGGUCUUCAGUAAAUUCAGCACCUUCACCAAGCGCAAGAAAACUCCGUCGCCCGAGGAAGUGGCCAGCUAUGAGCACCAUCCCAGUGACACGGCCACGAACACGUACUACAAGUGGCGCAGUGAUGGAGCGGACCGUCUGCAGGAUUACGAUGCUCAGGCGGAUCCGUUCAACUUCCUCUACGAGCAACACUCCAAUCUGAGGGCUCUGCAAACGGGUGAACCCAGUGGUGUGCAUCGACAGGCCAGCAUUGGUUCCAACUCCAGUGGCAGCUUUGAUUCAUCCACCUACCGUAAGAGCAAAACUCCCACGCAUCUGCGAGAGCAGCUGGAGCAGCUCAAGACCCACUCCAACGACGAUCUGCUGGAGGAUCAGCAGCGGGAGGAGGAUGAGCGCGAGAAGUACAAGACAGUCACCAUAAAUAGCUUUAGGAAAUCCUUCAGGGAUCGCUUGCUGCAGCAGCAGAAGGAAACGCCCCACAAUCCCGCCUGGUUUGUGGAGGUUCCCGCCCAGCCCACGUCCACGAAACCACUGGAACGUCGCGAAUCCAAGGAGAACCGACCGGAUUUCCUGGUCUUCGACAAUGAUAACUACCGUCCGCAAUCGCGUUCUCCUCUCCGGGAUCGUCCCUCCCGUUCCGCCACCCGGUCUCCGGUUAAACGAAACGAGACUUUCCGUGUCACACAUCCUUCAGUGCGUCACAUGUCGCCAUCGCCAUCGCCGGCACCCACACCUGCUCCCUCCAUUCGCAUCGAGAUCAAGAACUCCAUUUCACCGCAUUCUCCCGGCAGAUUUGUGCCCGUGGGCGUGGCCAAGCCCAUGCCCACCACCGAGUACUAUGCCCAAAGACUGCUGGCCAAUAGAAGCAGCAUGAUCCCCAGCCCAAGUCAAAACCAGGGCUCUCGAUGGUAUCGCCAGCAGACCAGCUCACCCACCCGCUUGAGUGUGGGUCACCAGCAGCAGCUCCACCACCAGCAGCAGCAGGUCAACCACCUCAGCCAGCAGCAAAAGGGAGGACGCACCCUGGUGCACAUAGGAUCCGAGCAGAGCAAGUUGGCUUUGACGCCACCAACCCGAGGAAGGGCGCCCACGAGGGUCCAGCUCUAUGGCAGUAAGCCACAGAGUCGGCCACAGCCAACGACCUACUUUGGCGGCCACUACAAUGCACCUGCUAAGCCCAGCCCGCGAUCAUCCUCCACUGGUGGACCCACCGUCUUUCUGGAGCGUCGCGAACCACCAAUGACACGUGCCACCACCAACAACAGAAGCGUCGCCAACAGCACCACCGCCCACAUUGCCGCCCCCAUGCCACGACGCAACCGAUCGCCGAUCAAAAUGCCCUGGCGGUAGGCGUUAACCGAAUAUAUAUAUAGAUAUAUAUGGAUAUAUAUGUGUAUAUCAUAUUGCCAAUGGAGAAUCAAGAAUGAGUGGAUGACAUGUAUAGCAGUUCUUUCCAAAGUGACAAAGUCGCAGAAGUUGCGUCAUUAUCAGAGCUGGGAGCUCAGCUUUGCAAACGUUGUUUUCGCCCCUCGAUAUUGGGCAAAUAAAUGAUUUAUGUAUCCCCCAUCAGACCGAACAAUCCGUAUCGUGUGUUGUGAAUUUUUUCUACGUAAAAUUAUUGUUAAGCAAAUAAAAAAUAAACGACAAACAGAUAAUGCAAAAUGUGAGACUCAACGGGGAAUUUUUGUACAAUUAAAUGGCUUCAGCGAACCCGAAAAAGCACUCGCGACUUCUAGUAUAAAGUGUUAACUGUCAGUUUUGAGUUGCCCCCAAAAAGAGUGCUCUGAACUUGCUAGAUAUGAGUGCUAUAAAAGUAUUGUAUUGUAACAGAUGGAUGGAUAGGCGGCAAGCAUAUAGCUAUGAGUCUCUAUGACUAACGUGCAUAAAAAUGAGCGAACGUUACGUGACAAGCAUUUAAUAUGGUCACUCGAUUGGUCCGAUGGGCGGGGUGCGGAGAUUCUCUAGUUGGAACGCCGAUGAUGAGCUCUUGGCCAUAUUUGGGUUGGGAAUAUGUAUUCGUACUCGCAGGCAAAUUAUGGAACAAAGUGCCUUUCCCCAAGCCAAAUAGCCAGAACACAAGGCGCUGGUGAUGUCAGCCGUUUAUCUAUGCGCUUCUCCGGAUUUUCACAUUACGGAUGCAACCAAACAGACAUACAAAUUCUUAUUCUAAAUUGGUUAUCGCCGCAGAAAAGGAAGCAUUUAUCAACAGAUGCUUUCUAUGCGCUUCUCAAAAGGUUUACCUAAGCAAAGCUCCAUAGCAGAGAAAUACUUGGGAAAUACAAAUAUAA
Molecule: messenger RNA, 2725 nt
Organism: Drosophila santomea
Lineage: Eukaryota; Metazoa; Arthropoda; Insecta; Diptera; Drosophilidae
Exons: 1
Coding region: 165-1787 (540 amino acids)
Source: RefSeq, a predicted model, not a curated record